AUAACAUGGCUGCCGAUCAGAGGUUUUGUUGACAUUGUAAGAGGUGAUUGACAUUUGUGGUGUUAAUUCUGCUAAUUAACCAGUUUGUUUAACCCGCCACUGUUCCGACAUCGGACGGAUCGAGAAUAAUCAAGUGGCAGUGGUAACAUGCAUUUUGUGGCGUCUUCGAGAAGCCUGCGUACGGCGAAGUAGUUCCUGUCACCAAACCUACUAGAAUUUGGAGUAAGCAGACCCAUGUGCUACAGAUGAAGGUUACUGAGGAUAGAUAAAAUAACUGAGUUGAUGAUUUGUACGACCUGUAAAUAUGUGGGCAGUAUAUUUCCUUCUUGGUGUUCUACUAUUUACGAUUCCAGAGUGUCAUUCCAAGUUUAAAUCUGUAGUACAGUGUCCUGAGUUGGUGUCCUUCCUGAAUGGCGAGGUGAAGCAGGAUCUGUACAAUGGACAAAGGAAGUUCAAGUGCAACCCAGGCUACAAGAUGGUAGGGGAUGCCAAGCAAGUGUGUGGAGAAACAGGGCAGUGGCAGCCCCCUUCAGGGCCUGUUUGUGUGCAGGCUGUCGUACAGUCAGGUCAGUGUGUGUACAGUGGAAAACAUUACAACCAUGGAGAAGUGUUUAGUCCCAGGCUCUGUGUAACAUGCACCUGUAAUCAUGGGCAGCUGAUAUGUGAGAGACAGAAUGUGUGCCCACAGCUCACCUGCCCCAAGACGAGCCAGAUACAGGUGCCUGGAACAUGCUGCCCUGUCUGUAAAGAGCAUGCACGCAUUGGCCGUUGUCAGCCUCCACACUUUCUUAACGCGAAGAUCCGCUUUGACUCGUGGACCCCUGUCAACCAGUCCCAGAAGGCUACAGUGGUGUGUGAUCCUGGUUAUACUACUGUCACUGAGGGUUACAAGGAGAGCUUCCGCAUCACCUGCAGCAACAUCGGCCUAUGGAUCAUGGAGGACGGGAUAACUCCGCUGCCACAAUGCUUAAUGAAGCGGUGUCCCCUGGCCCCGACAGUGCCCCAUGCUGUGUAUCGGUACCGGUCUUACCCUCCUGUUGUGGGUGAGGGCUCCCAGAUCCUCUACAUCUGUAAUGCAGGCUAUGAGUUUGUGGAUCCCAGUGCCACCAACCUGACGUGUCAUCGAGGUGCAUGGAUUGGACCCAUCCCUCGCUGUGAUAAAUGCUGGCUACUUCACAAACUCACUGACCACAAAGAACAUCUUUGGCAGCUACUACAUUGGGUCAAAAAGGUGACCUACAAGUGCCAUGAUGGCUUCCAGCUGAUGGGCUAUGAAGUCCUCGAGUGUCUCAGCUCCAGUACCUGGUCCAGUAUCCCUCCCCAGUGUCUCCCAGCCGGAGAGACAAGUUUCUACUGUGAAAAUAUACGAAAUAUAAAUUACGGUCACUGCAAGUGUCAUCAGGAGACCAGCUCCGACCUUCAGCUGUGCCAGCCAUUCUACCGUGGGGUGGAGGUGGAGUGUGGGUGUAACACCGGCUACCACUUGGAGGGCGAACCCCUCCUUACCUGUGUCCAGAGUACCUCCAACCCAAUGGUUGGCACCUGGGACCAUGAGAUGCCCUACUGUGUUCCAGUUGAGCCUGGUGAUGUGGGGACAGUGGACACAUAUUCAACGGGGGACAUCACUGACAUGCGGAGUCACGUCAGCACCCUGGUCAUUGUGAUAGCCACUGCCUGCAGUGUCUUGGGAGUUUUGCUUCUCAUCAUGGUCAUCGUUGUGUUUCGACGCCGCAAGCCACGCCCGCACUUGUUCCAUCCUGGUACCACCCCACUCCCGUACUCCCGUGUCCACAGCGACUCUAUAGAUGAACAUGACAGGUUGGCACUGAUGGCUUAUGCUGAUGCAACCCGAGUCCACCUCCCAACAUACGACGAGGCAACGUCGGGGCACUGCAGACCAAGCGUCAAUCACCCACCGUCACAGCUGCCACAAACAAACCCCACCACUGAAUUCAGACCACUUCCUAGCAUUCCACCAACCCUGCGCACCAACACUGCUGUUGCCGGGGACAACACUAACAGACAUUCAACAGUGACAACAAGCACCAUCAACAGAGAUGGAACAUCUGAAAUAUUUGGAUCUCUAGAUACAGUCAACGUGAGCAUGAGCGAUGCCUCAACCUCGGUCACUGUGGAGACGUAUGACAGUGGUACCUCCAUGAGAUCUAUAGCAUCUCAAGAGGCAACUGCUGGCAGCUUCACUGCGUCAGAUGAUAACCUGGCAAAUGAGGAUGUACCGCUGCUGGAGAAUGCUGGGGAAAACAACACUGACACGUCCAGCGACAUCCUGCUGACCAAUCAGGAGCAGAAGGAGGAGUAGUUGCCAGGGCAACCUGUAGUGUGUCUGAGAUGUACAUAGCCUCACUCUGAGUGACAGCUGGGCGAGUGUGUGUGACAGCAGACAGAUGCUGUUAUGUGUGAAAUGUACAAGACUGUGUGAGACACUUGACACAGCACAUUGUGAAAUAUACAACAUACACAGUUUUGUGUAUGGUAGGUUACAGUGAAACGGGUGAUAACAGAACUACUUUGUUUACCAUUUGUUUACCGCAGUGAUGAAGCACACGUGGUUUGAUUGUGUAUUUAGACUCCGCCAAGGUGUCUGUUGCAUUUGACAUAUUCCCUAGGCCAUCAGCUUGUUGUGUUAUUAUGUGCUACGAUCUACAGACUCAGGACUAGGGGAUUCCCCUGGUAGCAGGGAGGUUGUUGUUCUGCCACUGCUUCAUGAUAAGGUGAAGGUGAGUUACAGGAAGGGUUAUAGUGCGUGACACUGCAGUUAUACAUGGGAAUGGGACGUCAUUCAUAGAACUGACUUAUAACCUUCCACUAAUACAAAUAGUACUGGUCUGUAAUGUAUGUCAUCAGCAUUUGUAGGUUCAAACAAGGCAAAUUUUUUUUAUACAAUGUAAGCAUAAUGUUCCGGUAAGUCAUGUUUUAUUUCCCAGAGGAUGAGUGAUCUCAAGAAUAAGAUGAAUUCCUACAUUCAGCAUACUUCGGCUAUCUAUGUAAGUGGUAGUUGAAAAAAACGAAAGAAAUUCUCUUGGUUAUGUCGUGAGGUAGCGCAAACAUUUAGAAGAUUACUAUCAAUGUUUGUAAAGGGAGAAAGGUAACCAACUGUAUAAACAGAACCCUGAUAAUGUGUCUGGGCAUCAGGGCGUCAGUACAUUGUCCACCAAUUUCCUCUUACCGUAUUUCUCCACGAAAAUAUGUUUUUUUAUUUUGUUCAUGAUCAUAUCCAACAUCUGUUUGGGAAUCUACCGGUAUGUGACACAGCACAAAUUCAUCAGUCAGAUCCUAUGUCUUAUAAAUAUGUGAUGGGCAUUUUGGCAACUGAGGUAUUUUGUUACAAUGCCAGUAUGUGUGUAUGUAUGCAAGAUUAAUCAUGUUAUCAGAAUCAAAUUGCUAAGUAAGAAACCAGUUGAAUAUCCACAUGGAUCUGUGUCAUAAGGAUGUUUUUUGUUUUAGAGAUACAAAUAGUCCAACAUCAUCUACAAUGAUGACUGUAGGGCAAGGCAACCAAGGCAACUAUGGCUGUGUUGCUAGACCAUGUGGACUGCAGAAAAUCAUAUCAGUGGGUCGGCCACAUUAACAUGGGUUACCCAUUAUGGAUUUUCGAUUCCAUUCUUCCCAACCUGCAGAGUCACGUAGGGGUGUGAAGAAGUCAUCAGAGGCACAUUAAAUAAACUUUUCCUUGUGUUACCAUACCUCUCUAUAUGAUGAUCUGACAAACCAGAUCACCUCAUGUGAACCCAGAAUGAACUUGACCUGCCUGUUGGACAAAGUUUGACCUGUCCAUGGCAGUUGGUUAAAUCAUUUGGCUUCCUUUCAUUCACAUCUCAGUUCAGAGAAUUGAUCUUAACAAAACAAACUCUUGAAAAAAGAAAACCCUCAAUUUUCAUAUAGUACACCGUUUUCAGUGAACAUGGUAUAGAUGUGCUCAACAUGGUGUAUAAACUAUCCACUGUAAUAUAACAUUGCUGCUGCUUGAUCAGGUUAUCUUGUUUGCUGUGAUACAGAAAGCAGAUAUACUGCUCGGAAUCUCUGCUCACUCAUUCAUACUGAGAAUUUAGAAACUUUGAUUGCUUGAUUCAUCGGAUGCUACUGUCAGAGAGAUAUUGUGUUGCGGUAAUAUCCAUGUCCCAGUGCCCACUUCCUGCUGUCCUUGAUAGAGGUAGAUUGGUAAACCUUUCAGGGGACCAUCCAGGAGGCUGUGGCACCAGUCACCCAUGGAGAAAACACCAGUUGACACUUGGUGCAUCAUGCCUGACCCAGCUGUUGGAGCAUUUGCAUAAUCAGUCUCAGAUCUAUAGAUAUAGAUGAUGAUUCGCUCAGGUCUGGAGUUAAUUUGGGUCCAAAAGGAAUUGUCAAAGUAUGUUGAAGUUGGCUUUGUAGUAAAACCAUGUAAAUACUUCCUUGAACCCAUUGGACACAUUAUUUAUCUUUAUCUGAUAUUUAGUGUUAUUUACUGAAACCCGUGGCAUUCCGCAAGGAGUCUGAUACACAAAACUAUAGAUGAGUUUAUUUACAUUAUGCAUUAUAUUGCAAUAAUUUGGGCCUUGAGGAAACCAUGAUUGAUGAGAAUGUCUCCCUAUUACUCGAUACCAUACAUCUAUUGACAACUGGAGCUUGCUGGCAUGUUCACUGCAGAAUACCGGUAAUCAAAAGCCUUCUGAAGCACAAUUUUGUUACAUUCCUGUUUUUAUUUGUGUCAAUUCUUGUGCUAUUUGGCCAGUGUUUGUUAUUUUGAGGCGCUACUGACUUCCUUCCCUGAGUUAUCUUAGUGUCUGGGACUAGCCGGGUAUAGGAGGUAGGGUUGGGAUGGGUAGCUUGGAUGGGAUGGGUUCUGAUUGGGACCCAGGGAGUCACAGGACUACGUAGAUAGUUCCUUAGUCAUGUGAUGUCUAGUUUAAUGACAAUAACAAGGGUACACCACAAGUCGCUAAAUUCUUUCUGACUAUGCUUUUAUUCCUUCUGACUUUCAAGGCUUCAGCAAUGUUCAGGCAACUUCAGUGUAUGUAUGUACAGAUCAUUAAGAAUAAAUACUCUGACUAUAAACCAACAGACAUCCUGAUUUCGGGUCAGUCAGACACUGUGAAACCUCGGAAUAAUUCUGGAUUUGGAGCUUGAAAAUUUAAAUUUGGAGGAGCAGAUUGUUUUUGUCUCUUUCUUAGUUGUAAGGUAUCUGAAAUGUGAGUCAUUUCACUUAUCUUGAGUGCAAGGUUAAAGUAUAUUCACUUAUUUUUCCUGAAUCAAAUAUUUACCCGAUUUUAUUCCAUGGGCAUUGGCAUCUAGUCAGUAACAUUUAGUUCCCAAGAUAAAAUGAGGAACCAUUCUAAGGAUGCUCUCUGUAUAAUCGAUAAUGUUCCAUGUUGGAUGUUUCAUCAUAACUGGUGGUUGAUUAUAUGGUACCAGAUUCGUUCGAAGUAAUACAGAUAUUACAUGUCACUGAACAUGUUCUUUGUGGUGAUUGUAAAGUCUUGUGUGUGUUUUAUUUCUUACCCUCCUUUGUCAGGUGAGUAUUUAUUGUUUUUGACAAUUUGAAAUGUAAGUGUUUACCCACGCAGGUAAAUGGUACCUGUAACCUGUCAGUCACUGUUACCUGUGGUCCUCUGCCUGGGAGGGUCCCUCCCUUGUGAAGUGCCCUGUAUUGACCAUAUAUUGAAGCCAGUAUGGCAGGUACCUUACUGUAGACAAUCGUACAUGCAGCAGUAGGCUCGCAAUGAGAACAGGUGAAGGAAGUGUUUUCUGCCAUGUACAGACAUGUUACUGAAAUGUUGUUGUUUAGGUUUUAUGUGAUAGCUCAUGGUACAUUGUGUUGUGUAUGCAGGAUUUCCACAGGCCAGUAUCUCUACUUUUAAAGGUUAACAUCGAAAUAGAUAUAUCUUUUUUCAUGUUUCCCAGAUCAACAAAAGAAAACCGGAUGCUAUGUAUGUAUGGUAUGAAGCUAAAAGUUUGAACUACACAACUCAUCAAUUCCCCUAUGUGUUGCUUUCUUGAAAAGCAGCUCGGAUUUCGCUUGUCAUCUCAAAUUGUACCAAUGGAAUUUGUUUGGGCUCGUUAGUUUAAUACGUGUCAUUUUUCAGGGAGAGAGGUCACCAUCUUUGAAAUCAAAUUAGAAAUGACUAUCUACGGUAUCCCACCAAUCUCCAGUGCUAUUGUGUUCUCCACUUGAGUGUGUUUGUACUGUAUAGUGUUGUCAGUUAAUGUGUAGUCCUCCACGUGUGAUGGCCGCUGUUUGAUCAUCCAUUUGCUAGUGUUUAUGUAGGUAUAUCAUGGCCUUUCAUGUCUACUUGUUGAUUUAUAUAAAUGCCAUCUUUUGUCUCUAGUAAGGUUUACAGGAGGAAUUUUUGUCUGGUUGUUUCAACUUUUAUACUUCAGUAUUUAAUGUACAAUAUAGUUUAAGAAGGAAUUUUGUAUUUCUAGAAACAUCCGAUGUUGAAAUAAAUGUUAAAGUUUGUCUAAAUGUGCUGAGGGUGUGGUCAGGUACCAGCCUCUCACAGGUGAAAAGGGGUUUUUUCUUGAUAAGUCUAGAUCUGCUCAGGACACAUGUCUUCCACAUGGCCACAGUUACACGUUGUAACACUGUAGCUUGUUGUAUAAUUAAUCAGAAUCAUGUGUAGCCAAUACUUUCUGUUCUCCUGUAGUCUGAUACACCCUGUACACCAGGAUCUACUGCUGUACAAGUUCACAGUAUGUAAACCUCUUGGUUUUAGUGUUUGGUGUUAUUAAUUGAUUGAAAGGAAAUAUGAAUUGAUUUAAUGUGAUAUAUGUACAAAUUUAUGCUGUAAGAUUAAAUUGAGCAGGUUGUUUAUAAAAUGAAUAGAUGAUCAUUGUAGCAGAAUUCCAACUGUGUCAUAAAUUCUGAAAUGUGUUACUGAGUGAAACAAAGGCACCUCUGUGAUAGGUCCAUGGGACGUUUUGUACAGGUUGCCUAUGUCCAGCCAAUGGACAUAGGGAAAUGCUACUUUCCUUCAUAUACUCUUUACUCCACAUUUCUCAGCCACUAAUUAUUAUUAUUCAUAUCUGUUUCCUCUCUGCCUGUAUGUAUUUCACCUGUUGUAUGUGCAGCUCCUGUGUACCUGAUGUACAGGUCUCCUCGGAGGGGAGAAGUGACAUUUCUACCCUUUGUUAUGCAAAUGUUGUCAAGCUUGAUUGACGUGCAUUUUCAUCUAGCCAACCCCCAGCAAUACAUUCUAAUGGUUGUUGAGCAUUGUAGUGCACCUUAUAGUGUCGACUUCCUCAUUUAUAUAUGUAAAAUAAAUUAUGUCAUUUUUAAA
This is a messenger RNA of Haliotis rubra (blacklip abalone), 7277 nucleotides long. Its product is annotated as sushi, von Willebrand factor type A, EGF and pentraxin domain-containing protein 1-like. The transcript has 12 exons. The record is from RefSeq and is a predicted model, not a curated record. Bases 305 to 2320 code for a protein of 671 amino acids. Gene Ontology annotation, molecular function: protein binding. NCBI's taxonomy places the organism in Eukaryota, Metazoa, Mollusca, Gastropoda, Lepetellida, Haliotidae.